GCUUGUGCUGCUAGCCUGCACCAGGCCCAGAUGAUGAAACCUACCUGCGGUGUCGCUCCUACCAACCUCUUCCGACAUCUCGGAAAUGGUCAAAAUCCACGCGAACGAUGAGUGCAACUCGCCAUUCUCAGUGGUGGGAAUCAUGCAUUGGCCUGGAGUCAGCAAUAUUCAAGAUGGCGUUACCGUCGACUUGGGACACAUGAAUGGAAUUCAGGUCCAUACACAAGGAGAAGACAAGGUCGCCAAACUUGGCCCCGGGGCACGAUGGGGCUAUGUCUAUCGAGCUUUGCAAAUUUUGAAUCUUGUGUUCCUGGAGGUGUUAUGGAUUGGAUUGGCGUUGGCGACUUUUUACUUCGAGGUAAGUGAGAAUCCGAACAUAUUACUUACGCUGAUGAGCCUGGGCGUGGUCGCGAUUGUCUCGUGUUUGACGGACGGAUGCUGGCUGUGGUACAGGCGGAAUGCCAUUCUUCCCUUCUCAAAUGGGCUUUGUAUGUGACAAUAUUCUCGAGUGUGAGGUCGUUCUCGGAAAUAUUACGAUUUAGAAGGCAACUGCUACGCAGCAUCCAGAUCUAUGGCAUGUACUGAAGGGAGUAAGACGUACAAAUUAAAGAUAAGGGAGGAAAUUGAACUGAUCAAAUUAAGCAGGGAAACAACUUUAGGAUCGUGACCAGCUUUACCUUGAAGACAUACCCUAUCAGCUCUGUUUGGGGAGGUCGUGUUGAGCACUCGGCGUCCAGAUAAAGAGCAACUUAAAGCAAUUCAUCCUUUCAGCGAGCACGCUGGAAUG
This is a messenger RNA of Hyaloscypha bicolor E, 787 nucleotides long. RefSeq lists its product as uncharacterized. The record is from RefSeq and is a predicted model, not a curated record. The coding region runs from base 86 to 496 and encodes 136 amino acids. NCBI's taxonomy places the organism in Eukaryota, Fungi, Ascomycota, Leotiomycetes, Helotiales, Hyaloscyphaceae. The transcript has a single exon. Gene Ontology annotation, molecular function: flavin adenine dinucleotide binding.